Molecule: messenger RNA, 3890 nt
Organism: Terrapene triunguis (Three-toed box turtle)
Lineage: Eukaryota; Metazoa; Chordata; Testudines; Emydidae
Gene: MTHFD1L
Product: methylenetetrahydrofolate dehydrogenase (NADP+ dependent) 1 like
Exons: 28
Coding region: 22-2880 (952 amino acids)
Biological process (GO): tetrahydrofolate interconversion
Cellular component (GO): mitochondrion; cytosol
Molecular function (GO): ATP binding; methylenetetrahydrofolate dehydrogenase (NADP+) activity; formate-tetrahydrofolate ligase activity
Source: RefSeq, a predicted model, not a curated record
AGCUCCAGCCGCCGCCGCAGCAUGAGGUUCUCCACGCUCUGUCGCCUAAGCCGGGGAGCCGCCGCCCCGCUAGCGGGGAGGAAGGGGACCGCGCCCCGCCGGGGCACGGCCAGUACCUGGGGCCGCUGGGAGACGCAACAGGCUGGCGGCGCGCGGGGCUCGGCUGCCGGAGAAAUCAUUCAGAAUUCAAAGAAAGUCCUGGCAUCGUUGCAGAAAGGACACCCUACAUUUAAGCCGACACUUGCCAUUGUACAGGUGAGUGAUGAAGAUUUGGUGCAAGAAGUAAACCAGAACUUUGCCAAAGAGAUUGGUCUGCACGUUAUUCACAUUUGCCUCCCUCAGGGUAGCAGUGAAGAUGAGAUUGUUGGUGAAAUCUUGAGACUCAAUGAAGAUCCUACGGUUCAUGGCGUUGCCCUUCACCUUUCUGAAAAUGCAUACAGCAGCAAAAUAUUAAAUGCAGUAAAACCAGAGAAGGAUGUGGAUGGAGUAUCAGAUGUAAACCUGGGACGGUUGGUGCGUGGAGAUACUUACAACUGUUCAGUUUCUCCCACUGCCAGCGCUGUGAUGGAGCUUCUUGAAAAACUAGCAGUUAAAACUGUAGAUGGAAAGAAGGUGUUACUAGUGGAAACUUGUGGGCCUCUGGAAGCCUCUUUGCAGUGCCUGCUUCAGAGAAAAGGUGCCAUGACUAUGAGCUGUCAGUGGAAAACACAGCAACUUCAGAGCAAGCUUCAUCAGGCAGAUGUGGUGGUGGUAGGCAGUACCAAACCUAAAGAGAUUCCAGUCAGUUGGAUAAGGCCUGGAACAACCAUUGUCAAUUGUUAUCCUGACUUUUUAUCAGGGGAACAUGGUUAUGGUCAAGAUGUAAAGUACAGUAACCAGUCUGCUAUAGAGGCUGUAGGUCCUCUGACAAUAGCAAUGCGGAUGCAGAACAUGGUAAAAACCAGCGAGAGAUGGAUCCAGUCUCAGCAAUACAGGGAGUGGAACCUCCAUUGCUUGAAACUUCAGCCCCUCUCCCCAGUGCCCAGUGAUAUUGAGAUUUCCCGAGGACAGAGUCCAAAAGCUGUUGAUGUACUUGCCAAGGAGAUAGGAUUGCUUGCAGAUGAAAUUGAAAUCUAUGGCCAAACCAAAGCCAAAGUACGUUUGUCCCUGCUGGAAAGGUUAAAGGAUCAAACAGAUGGAAAAUACGUUCUAGUUGCUGGGAUAACACCUACACCGCUUGGAGAGGGGAAGAGCACUGUCACGAUUGGUCUUGUUCAAGCUCUAACUGCACAUCUUAAUGUGAAUUCCUUUGCUUGUCUGAGACAACCUUCCCAGGGACCUACUUUUGGAGUUAAAGGUGGGGCUGCUGGAGGUGGAUAUGCUCAAGUCAUUCCAAUGGAAGAGUUCAACCUUCAUUUGACUGGAGAUAUCCAUGCUAUUACUGCUGCUAAUAAUUUGCUGGCUGCUGCUGUUGAUGCAAGGAUCUUGCAUGAAAGCACUCAGUCUGAUAAGGCUUUGUAUAAUAGGCUGGUUCCAGUAGUUAAUGGUGUGAGAGAAUUUUCUUCUAUUCAGCUUGCCCGCUUGAAAAGGUUGGGAAUAAACAAGACCGAUCCAGGCACUUUAACAGCAGAUGAGAUUAAUAAAUUUGUACGCCUUGAUAUUGACCCAUCUACUAUAACAUGGCAAAGAGUAUUGGAUACAAAUGACCGAUUCCUGCGAAAAAUAACAAUUGGGCAGGCAAAUACAGAGAAGGGAUUUUUCCGACAGGCUCAGUUUGACAUUGCCGUUGCAAGUGAAAUCAUGGCAAUCUUAGCACUGACCACCAGCCUGGCAGAUAUGAAAGAGAGACUGGGGAAAAUGGUGGUGGCUAAUGACAAAAAUGGACAGCCAGUGACAGCUGAGGAUUUGGGAGUAACAGGUGCUUUGGCAGUUUUGAUGAAGGAUGCAAUUAAGCCAACACUAAUGCAGACUUUAGAGGGAACUCCAGUAUUUGUGCAUGCUGGACCGUUUGCUAAUAUUGCACAUGGAAACUCUUCAGUUUUGGCAGACAAGAUUGCCCUGAAGCUGGUUGGAGAAGAAGGAUUUGUGGUAACUGAAGCUGGUUUUGGUGCUGACAUUGGGAUGGAGAAAUUCUUCAACAUCAAAUGCAGAGCAUCUGGCUUAGUUCCCAGUGUGGUUGUGCUUGUUGCUACAGUGAGGGCUUUGAAAAUGCACGGAGGAGGGCCAAAUGUAACUGCUGGUGCCCCUCUUAAGAAAGAAUAUACAGAAGAGAAUCUCCAGCUGGUAGCUGAUGGCUGUUGUAAUCUACAGAAGCAAAUUCAGAUUGCUCAACUCUUUGGAGUUCCUGUUGUAGUUGCUCUAAAUGUCUUCAAAACUGACGCCCAUGCUGAAGUUGAUUUAGUCUGUGAGAUUGCAAAACAGUCUGGAGCAUUUGAUGCAGUGCCCUGCAAUCACUGGUCAGCUGGCGGUAGAGGAGCUGUGGAAUUGGCUCAGGCUGUGAGAAAAGCUGCCAGUCAGGAAAACCACUUCAAAUAUCUGUAUAACUUGGAGCUUCCUAUUAUUGAAAAAAUAAGGAUCAUUGCUCAGAAGGUUUAUGGAGCUGAGGAUAUAGAAUUGUCUCCUGCAGCACAAUCUCAAAUCAGUCGUUACAGCAAACAGGGUUUUGGAAAUCUUCCAAUUUGUAUGGCAAAAACUCACCUGUCCCUCUCCCACCAGCCUGAGAGGAAAGGUGUUCCAACUGGCUUCAUUCUUCCUAUUAGUGAUGUGCGGGCCAGCAUCGGAGCUGGGUUCAUCUACCCAUUAGUAGGAACGAUGAGCACCAUGCCAGGACUUCCUACAAGGCCUUGCUUCUAUGACAUUGACCUUGAUCCAGACACAGAGCAAGUUAAAGGGUUGUUUUGAGAGAGGUCUCCAAGUUCAGAAUUCUGAAAAUACAAACUGCUACGUCACUAUUUCCUGCAAUAGGAGACAAGAGUGAAUUUGAAAUAUGCCUGUUAUGUGUCUCUGGAGGGAUAUCAGGAUAGACCAAAGAGGAAAAAAAUCUACUCUUCCUUCUACCCAUUUUUAUGACAUAAAAAAAAAAAGUUUGUUACAAACUAAUUUAUUCUUGGUUUAGUGGAGAGAAAUUUUUUGCCAUGCUUACUAUUGCUUGCAUUUCUGAAUGUUUGUUUUGUCGAUAAAAUGGUGUGAACAGAAAGGUGAAAUUUUCCACUCCAGGAUUUUGUAUUCUUUAUUUGAGCUGCUAACAAAAGUAUUUCCCUUGUCAAUGGCUGUCUAAAAAAUUAACAUAAACGGGAUUACACGGCCUUAUAAAGCCUGUUGCUCUUGAAAGAGUACAGUUCAGCUGCUGGCAUUCAGGAGCUGAAACCACACACAAAUUAGCUGCACAUUUCUGAGUUAUCAGCAAGUGUUGCUAUGGGCACUGCUGGGGAAGAGCCAAAUUUCAAAUGAGGGGACUGUUGAAGAAUAACAAACAAGACUUCUUUAAUACAGAAUUUGUAUUUCCUCUGUGGGCAAACAGCUUUGAAAAACUUAAAACAUAGUGUGUCCCAUAGUCAUAGGUACUUUUAUCUGUCAAAGGUGCUUGUUACCAGUUCUACAGUGUUUUUGGUCUAUUUUGUUCAGUAUCUCGGCUAUAAAUCCCAAAUGUCAACAAGCUUUGUUUCUUUUUAAAAUCAGCUGUCUAAGGAGACAGAAGGAAUGUCUGUCUUGUCAGUUUUUUGAAAAAUAUCAACCUCCAACCUUGUUUCCCAGUGAAGUGGGUUAUUGUCAUUAUUCUAGAGGGUUUUUCUUGCAGUGCAAAAUUGAGGGUCUGGUGUUGCAUUUACAGUCAGCAGGUGGUACUGCCAGUGAAAACUGACCAUUCUUUAUUUGGGGGUUGCAGUAUGCUAUCCCCAUGCACCAGCCCCCCU